CACUCAUAUUCCUUCAACUUCACCUGGAGCUUCCUAACUAGUCGACACACCCUUCAUUUGUACUUCAACAUAAGCAGCGUUAUGGGUAGUCCGUACCACACCUCCCGAUGCGCCCCCUACCUCUCUCGCGAUGAGGCUUCUCUUGAGGUCCAAGCGAUUUCUCUAAUCGCGGAAUCACUUGCCCAUCCCCAUAGAGCUCUCCUCAGCGCCUUUAUACAGCAGGCCGUCGAUAGAGAACUUGCGGCUCGUUUCUUCCUCGAUGAUACUGUCGGGUCCGACAAAGCCACGGUCGCUGACUUCCUAGCUGAUUGGAUCAGUCUCCCACGGAGGAUACGUCCGAUCGUCUGCGAAGAGUUGGAGCCGUCACUCAGACGGAGCAUAUGGCGGAGAGAUGGAGGCAGAUGCUGUAUCUCGAAGGCCGAUGGCAGAUGGAAGUACGAUAAGAAUCUAUUACCUAUAUAUGUAGUAUCUCCUACCCUCUUUCAAGAUGGAGACAUGGUCCGAGAUGGAAGACUCUGCAACAUGCUCGCCAUGUUCAUUGGACGAUCGAAGCUGGAAUGUCUGAGGUCGCUCUUGAGUCAAGAUUCCGACAUGUCUGGCUGUGAUUCUUCCGAUCAACUGGUGCUGCUGUCGUCGCAAAUGUUUGCACAUUUUGCAAAUGGAAGGCUUUCCCUAAAAGUUGAUCCGCUGGGAGCUCAGAGCAACUCGGUCCGGUACUUCGUGAAAACAAACUCUUUCAUGCCGUCUAUACGAGUCGAUGUUCUCCCGUUCAUAAGACUAGAGAACAGAGCCACGGAUACCUCGUCCCUCCCCAAUCCGCAACUCAUCGAAGUACACCAUCAGUUUGCACUAGCUUUAGCAUGGCUGGAGGUAUUUGAAUACAUGAGGCAAAGACCCAGCUCUCCAUGCAGCUCAACGGCGCAAGACCGGGCCAGCUUACCUAGGAAGGUUCUAGUGAAGGAAAGUUGGAUCCGGCGGUGCACCCAACUUGUAUCUCCGAUACUCCAACACCUGUGGUUGCAAACGCCCGUCUCUCUUCGAGCAAUUGCCUACAACUGCCUAGCAUCACUUGGACAGCAGUUCUAUGGAGACACUGGUUCCGACCGGAUUCACCGAUUGCCCUUCAAUCUCUACCUGCGAAAAGCACAUCAAGACUGGGCACCAAGGCACCAAGCAGAGCUUCGAUCACUCCAGAUCGUUCAGGCAUACACGCGUAUUCCUGCACCAAAAGGGAUAGAUACAAUUCAGUAUCGUGAAUCAUCGUACCUCCUCAUGACCGGUCUCCAUGGACAUGGUAUAGGACAAAGGCUGUCUACCAUGACUGACGGACAACUGGACGCAGCUGCACAAGAUCUCAAGGACUAUCUCACCGAAUUGCGGCGUAUUCCUAACAAUACCGGUUCACGAUUCAGCAUUUGCAAUUCAUUGGGUGGUGGCAUCCUGGAUUGGCGAAUCGGUGACUCUCAACGCAAGCAAUUGCGAUUCCACGACGAGACCGAAUUCAAUCAAUUCUUGACGACCGAUCUUCCACUUGACGAAGAUGCAUGGAUACAAAUUUCGAAGUCGCACGGCGUGAAGCACGACAUCGUCUUCACCCACGCAGAUCUCAAUCUCAGGAAUAUCCUUGUCGAUGAGAUGGGGAGAAUCUCGGGCAUAGUGGAUUGGGAGUGUGCAGGAUGGUAUCCUGAAUACUGGGAAUACUCCAAGAUGCAUUUUACUGUUCGACAUACUCCUCGGUGGAUUACAGAUGUUGUCGAUCAGAUCUUUCCGGCUUACCGUGACGAGUUGAAUGUGGAGAACAUGCUCUCCGGCAUGAUGCCGUCGUGGUAAUCAGGCAAGUACCUUAAAUAGUUAUUCGUUGAUGCGCAGAAAGCUAUAGUUUGGAGAGGUGCAGGGUCAUGUCACAAUCGUGUCGUCGGUGUCGUUAAAGUAAGUAGACUAUUAAAAAUACGCUAUAUUAAUAUAGGCUAUAACUUACGUAUAUAUAAGUAAGACAAAGUAGAAGCUUCUACAUAAAAAAGCUUACUAUAAAUAUUGAAUUCUAUUCUAG
Molecule: messenger RNA, 2050 nt
Organism: Alternaria rosae
Lineage: Eukaryota; Fungi; Ascomycota; Dothideomycetes; Pleosporales; Pleosporaceae
Product: phosphotransferase enzyme family-domain-containing protein
Exons: 4
Coding region: 82-1830 (582 amino acids)
Source: RefSeq, a predicted model, not a curated record